AGUUAUUUUGGAUCCUACAUUUAACAGAUAAAAGCUGGUAUCGGGCAAAAACAGCACACUGACCACUGCUGCAAAACGACAGAGAAACUGGGAACAUGGGUUUUCUUCUAUUACUGCUUUGUUUAGGUUAUAUCUCACAGCUGGUCUCUUCACAGACAUUCCUGGUGACGGCUCCCAACGUUUUUCAUGUUGGCACGAGGGAAAAGGUGUCGGUCCAGGUCGGGGAGAGUUUGCUGAACAAACCUGUGACCUGUUACUUAGAGCAGGAGGUGGGACGUGUUCUUAUGUCAAAAAAAGAGACUAUAUGGAUCUCUGAAAAAGGAAAAAUUGGAACACUAGAGCUUGAGAUUUCACCCAACAGAGAUGAACACUCACAAUCAGCUACGGCAGAUCCAUCUUAUCUUAAUCUGGUGUGUGAUGUUGAUGAAUCUAAGAGAAAGAUAACUCGAGUGUUGGUGUCCCAGCACAGAGGCUAUAUCUUCAUCCAGACAAACCAGCCCAUGUACAACCCUACACAGAAAGUUCUGUACAGGAUUUUUACCUUGAAUCAUGCCAUGCGCCCAGUAUCCGAGAUCAUACACGUGUACUUAAUUAAUUCAGAAGGAAACACUAUCAAGAGAAUUAUAACCAGAUCUAAAGCAGGCAUUUCUGACAAGGACUUCCAUAUUCCUGAUGUUUCUCAGCCGGGUGUGUGGAAGAUCAAAGCUCACUACGAAGGUGAUGAGAAGAGUGCUACCAUUCGGGAAUUCAAGGUGCAAAAGUUUGUUCUUCCUAGUUUUGGUGUAACCAUCAAGCCUAAAACUGACCAUCUCCUUGUGAGCGCUGAAAACUUUCAAAUCUCCAUUGAUGUUUCCUAUUCAUAUGGAAAGAAAAUCAGUGGUGGGUUUCACUGUCGCUUUGGAUUGAGAGCGGAGAAUACAAAUGACAUCAAGUUCCUCAAAGGGCUAGAAAAAAUUGGACCAGUAAGAGACGGAAAAGCUGAAAUCACUCUAAACAUUUCAGAUAUCAAAGAGAAACUGAAACCCUUAAAGCUGGAAGAUGUUGCCCAGAAUGGAGCACGUUUCUACAUCGCUGUUACUGUUACAGAUACCUUAAGUGGUGAGGUACAAGAGUCAGAAAUAUUCCUCCCCAUCGUGGCACAGCGAUACAAACUGGAUCUAGAGAGAACCCGAUCACAUUUUAUUCCUAAAAUGCCUUUUAAUGUUAAGGUAGUGGUGCGUUCUCCAAAUGGCGUUCCAGCUACAGCUGUUCCAGUGAAAAUAAGUGUAUCACACACCAAUGAGAAAUCCACAACCGUAAAUACAGAUGAUGACGGAGUAGCAUAUUAUACUUUUAACGUUGAACAAUCACCACAGUCCAUUUCUGUUGAGGCAAUAGUCGAUGGAAUCAAGUCAGAAAAAAAUGUGGCUAUUGCCACUUCUUCAAGCAAUAACUUCCUGCUGAUCAGUGUGAACAAUAAGGUUCUGGCACCUGGAGAACAGCUGAAUUUUAAGUUUGACAUUGUGAACGGCCAACCGAACGACGACUACAUUUACUACUUGAUCCUCAGCAAAGGUGCACUCAGACAGUCAGGUUCUGUUAUAGCAGGACGUACAACCACCAUUAGCAUGACCCUCAGCCAUGACUUGAUUCCAUCCUUCCGCCUCAUUGGAUAUUAUUAUGACAGAAACGGUGAAAUUAUAGCAGACUCCAUCUGGGUAGAUAUCAAGGAUGUGUGUGAGGGAAAGGUUGUAAUAACAGAAAAGGACAGUACUAAAAGCAAAUUCAGGAGUCCAUCACAAACCAUUGAUCUUAACAUUGAUGUGGAACAGCAACAAAAUGCAUUGGUUGCUUUACUGGCUGUGGACAAAGCCAUCUAUUCCCUGAAUGCCGAAAACAAACUCACCACAAAACAGGUCUUCUCCUCUAUGCAGUCGUAUGAUCUGGGAUGUUCGUAUGGAGGUGGUGGAAACGCUGCUGCAGUAUUUAAUGAUGCCGGAUUGUCUUUCAUCUCUCACUCUCAAACUCUCAAGUCACAGAUGAGGAUAGGAUUUGCCUGUGAGUCAGGUUUCAGGCGGCAGAGACGUGCCAUAGACCUUCAGAAAGAAUUGGCCAAAAAAGAAACCGAGUUUCUAGAUGCAGCGCUGCAGAAGUGUUGCCGUCAAGGCCUAACAUUGCUCCCGAUGAAGCUGAGCUGCGAGGAGCGAAAGAAAAGAAUGAAUUCAGCUAAUGAAUGUGUGGAGGCUUUCAUGAAAUGCUGCAACUUUGCCACCGCACUGAGGAAAAACAAGAGGCAGGAAGAAAUGCUGAGUGGUUAUGGCAGAACUGCUACUGCUAGUGCGAUUGAAAACUUUUUUGAAAACGAUAUCCAGUACAUUCGGCACAGUUUCCCUCCCAGCUUUGCAUUUGACACUUUUAAAGUGAAUGGCCACAUUACAAAAAGGAUCAUUCUCCCUGAUUCCAUCACUACCUGGGAGAUACAGGCUGUCAGUUUAUCUCUUUCUCAUGGUUUUUGUGUAGCCAAGCCUUAUGACAUCCUGGCAUAUAAGGAGCUGUUUAUCUCUUUGCAACUUCCAUACUCUGUCAGGAAGAAUGAACAAAUGGCCAUUGUUGUGGUUAUCCACAACUAUGGAAAGAAAGAAAAAGAGCUUGCUGUUCAUAUGAAACAAGUAGAAGGCUUGUGUUCACCGGGUGCUUUAUCCACCGAUUCCUACGUGAACAUCAGUUUGAGCAGCAGUAGCUCUGAGACAGUGACCUUUUCUGCUGUUCCUCUGAUGGAGGGUGAAAUCCCGAUCACUAUCCAACUAUAUGACCGAGAAUUUAGUGAGGGUGUGGAUGCCAUUCAGAAGACACUGUUGGUGAUGAACGAAGGAGUCCGUGAUGAACAGGAGACAAGUACAUUAAUAAACCUGGAUGGAAAAAAGGAUAUAAUCAUUGAUAUUGAUGGAUCCCUUCCAAAUGGUACAGUUCCUGGCACAGAUAGCAAUAUCUUUGUCAAAAUUGAAGAUGAGGUAUUUGGUGUAGCAGCUGCCACACCCCUACUUACACCAGCCAACGUGAACAAGCUGAUCAAAGCCCCUCAUGGUUGUGCUGAACAAACUAUGAUCAGGAUGUCACCCACGGCUCUGGCCAUUCGAUACCUGGAUUCAAACAACCGAUGGCUGGAACUGGAACCUGAGAUGAGAGACAAGGCACUGAAGAACAUAGAUGAUGCCUAUAAUAGAAUUCUGACAUUCAAAAAGCCUGAUGGAUCAUAUGGAGCAUGGAAAAAUUAUCCCACCAGUAACUGGCUAACUGCCCUGGUUGUGAAGGUGUUAUCCCUUGUGGCUGAUUGUGAAUUAUCAGUAACAGAAGACAAAUUGAUCGUCUCACAACUUGAAAUUCGGAAUUCAGUCAAUUACCUUAUUGAACAGCAGGGCAAAGACGGGUCAUUCACCGAUCCUAAUCCAGUCAUUCACAGAGAAAUGCAGGGUGGAAUUGGGGGUGUUGAACAAGAUGCCUCCCUCACCGCUUUCACAGCCAUUGCCCUUAACCGUGCCCUUCCUUUCAUGGACCAGGAAACUGAAUCUGUGAGCAAUAGUAUCUCUCAAGCCACCAGAUAUCUUCUUUCUCGUGUUGAUGAACUACAAAGGCCCUUUUCUCUGGCUAUUACAACCUACUGUUUAUCCCUUUGUCUUGAAGACAACACAUUGGCUUUGUCAGCUUGGGGGAGACUUAAAACUAUGGCAAUAAAAGAGGGUGACUGUAAGGUGUGGAGGGAUAAUGAGGACAUGCGAUUGCAAGAUGAGAAAAAUAAACAAAACGUUCCCCCAACAAUGGCUCUUACAGUUGAGACCACCGCAUAUGCUCUUCUUGCUGCUAUAAAACUUAAAGAUUUUGAAAAUGCAAAAAUGGCUGUCUGCUUCCUGUCCUCCCAAGAGAACUAUGAAGGCGGGUUCAAAUCCACCCAGGAUACAAUUAUAGCUUUGGAAGCGCUCUCAGAGUAUGCACUGCACUUACCCCAAGAGACUUUAGAUUUCAAAGUGCAGUUUACCAGUUUGAAGAGGAAUGAAAAAGAGGGUCUGUCCUUUAACAAGAAAGGCGAGAAAAAGGAGACAGAUUUAAAGAGACUGCUGGGAAGUGACAUCCUUGCAACGUUUUCAGGGAAAGGCCAAGCAAAAGUAAAGGUGGUGAAGGCUUACUUUGUCCCAGACACUUCCUCCCAUUGUAGUGAACUGGCAAUAUCCGUGACAGUGCAAGGCAAAGCAGAAUAUACAACUCAGGUAUCAGAAACCUAUGACUAUGACUACAGUAAUAAUUAUGAGAUGGAAAGGAAGGAGGAGGAAGAUUACCCUCGCUCGGCCAUCGAGUGGUUUGAUGCUCGCACCAGACGCAGACGGGACAUCCAGUCGAGCCAGAACUCUGAAAACAUAAUGUACACAGUGUGCAUCAGUCACUCCAGAGAGCGGAAUCUCACAGGCAUGGCUAUUGCAGAUAUCACAUUACUCAGUGGCUUUGAGCCUGAAACCGAUGAUCUGGAUUUGUUAAAAAAUGCAGAAGCCCCAUACAUAUCUCACUACGAGUUUACAAAUGGAAGGGUCCUGUUAUAUUUUAAUGAGAUGCAUAACAGUGAAGAAUGUAUUGCAUUUGGAGCUGUACAAAGGGUGCCAAUAGGCUUGCUGCAGCCUGCUCCUGCUUCAUUCUAUGACUAUUAUGAACCAGAAAGAAGAUGCACAGUGUUCUAUGCUGCCCCAAAAAGGAGCAAGAUGGUGUCUGCUCUGUGUGUGAAUGAAGUGUGCCAGUGUGCUGAAAGGCCUUGUUUCAAAGCAAAAGAAUCAGACACAAAAACAUUAAUAAAUAUCCAAAAAGAGGACCGCUUCAAGCAUGCUUGCUACCAACCUGUAGCUGAUUACGGCUUCAUGGUCACUGUGAAUUCUGUGGAGGAUAAAAAAUCCUUUGACUUUUACCACACUACUGUGACUGAGGUCCUCAAAUUCAAUGGAGAUUUUACUGUGGAUGUCGGUGACAGUCGUUAUUUUGCCAAGCGGAAACAUUGUAAGAGUCAGCUGAUUUUAGGGGAGACUUACCUCAUCAUGGGAAGAGACGGCUUGACCACUGACAACAAUGGACAAAUGGUGUACCUUUUGGAUGCAAAUACAUGGGUGGAGCAGAAGCAGACCAGUAAAUGCAAAGGAUCAGCCUGGCGCUUGUAUUGCAAGAAAUUUAAAGAUUUCCGCAGAGAAUACCAAGUUAAAGGCUGCUCCCAGUAAUUCAGUCAAUUAAUGACAACAUUACGGUAGAAUACACGCAGCUGAAUGAAAUCACAGCAGUACAAAUAGAUUGCAUGUUGUGGAUCAACUGGUUUCUGUCCCUGAGAUUCUGCUCCAAAAUGUAGAAGUCUAGAAGUGAUUGCACUCUGACUGGACAAAAAUAGUAGCAUAGAAUUCACUUUAAUUUCUUGACUAUUUUGACUGCUGCAUAUUGUGCUUAGUGUCACAGGUUUGGAAACAUCAAUUAUUUUCUACAAUCAGCAACAGAAACAUCACUAAUUAUUCCUAAUUGUUCUUAGUAUACACAAUCUUAAGGUAAAUUGAAAUAUUUCUCAAUUUGUUUUUAAUUAUUGAGUGUAAUGCACAUUUCAUCUUUCAAUUUUUGCUGGCUUCUCAUAUAUUAACUUCACUUAAUAUAUGAUAUCUUCUGCUCUGUUUAUUUACAGACUUUAUACUGUACUAUAUGUACAGAGCAUUUGCUAUUAUAAAGUGUAACAAGGUGUACCAAAUAAAACAAUUAACCUAAAAGCAAA
This is a messenger RNA of Tachysurus vachellii, 5761 nucleotides long. RefSeq names its product complement 4B (Chido blood group) (gene c4b). Gene Ontology annotation, molecular function: endopeptidase inhibitor activity; protein binding. Bases 96 to 5228 code for a protein of 1710 amino acids. Gene Ontology annotation, cellular component: extracellular region. Gene Ontology annotation, biological process: complement activation. The transcript has 41 exons. NCBI's taxonomy places the organism in Eukaryota, Metazoa, Chordata, Actinopteri, Siluriformes, Bagridae. The record is from RefSeq and is a predicted model, not a curated record.